UUCUUGGGCGUCAGCCGAUAGCUCCCGGCCCAGCCCAGCCCAGCUGACGAGGAAUCUAAGGUUGCGCAUGGCCGCAGGGGCAUGGCAGUGGCGCGCGGGCGGCGAGCGAGAGAGAGCACCACACGGUGGCGCUGAGGGCGGCGGCGGCGGCGCGAGCGCAACCAGCGGGAAGCCGGGAAGGCGGCGGUUGACGGAGACCAUCGCCAUUGGACUCACUGGAGCAGCAGGGGAACAGAGGAAGGAAGCCAUGUGUGGUGGCAUUUUGAUUCUGGGCGAAGCUUGAUGAGUUUGGGGGCCAAGCUUGGGACCAUGGCUCUGGGUGAUCUACCACCUUUCUCGCGGGGCCUUCUACCUCGCGCGGAUUCCUCGUGUUCAAGUUUCAAAUCCAGAGGUGACCUCCAGUGUUGAUGCCCAGAAGAUGUUUGAUGAAAUGCCAAGAAACAAGGAGCUAACCACAGCAAGUGUUGUUCGCGUCACCGUGAGCCAUGUGCUCUGUCCAGUGACCACAGAGGUGCUUCACGAAGUAUUUGUUCCGUAUUGUCAGAGCGGGUGAUGAGUGCAAUUGAGGCGGUUACUUAUGUGGAGGCUGUCGUCUCACUCAAGUACGCCAUGCCAAGACGCAGCAUGAGCUCAACAUGAACUCCAGGGUUAGAUGGUGUUGCUUGUUAGAUGUCAAGUAUGUGCAGCCCGUGCUCCAGCAACCAGAAGCUAGCGAUUCCCCCAUGUGUUUGAUGUUGAAUCCUGGACAUUGGACUUGCCACCUCGACAGGCUCUGCAGCUACAGUCCUACAGACACUUCACUUAUUAGCUAUACCUCAAGUCCAAUAAGUGUAGUUGAAGAUCAGUUGCAUCCUCCAUGCUGAGGAGAAAGGACAUCGUGCUCACUCAUGUCGGUGGAGUUUCAUUGUUUGCAGAGGCAGCAGAUCAAGUGUUUUAAGAAAUAUCGUGUGUGCUUGUGGAUGGCAAUGCACAUAAACUAGAUGCAGAGGAACACUUGAUGAGAUUUAAUGGCUUGAAUAAUUGCAUACUCUUGGCUUUGAUAAUUACAAGGAUAUUAUGGUGAUGUGAAAGUUUUUGAUUCCAGUGAGGAGUUCAGGAGUACAAUUCCUGUGUUCUCUUCUCUCCUGUGUUCCCCUGUUCCCCUUGACCUACUUUGUUUUCUCCCCCAAAUUCUCCCAAAUUCUACCCAUAACACUGUCACCAGUUCAUGUGAUUUGAUCUCUCACGAGCUUGGGUCAUAACAACGGGAAGGGGACUUGUCUCAUCGACCCCUUGUAGGCAGUGUGCAGUAUUGGUACUAGGAGCGGUCAUGGGGUGUGCGAUGUCUGCCACUGGGGGUAAGAUAGGAUGCCGCUGUUGCCAGUGUUUGUGGUCCGGCAGUGUGAGCUUUUGGGAGCCUCUAAACUUUCAAUUAGUAUGUUCAUUUGAAACACAGUGACAUUACGUCUUGAAGGUACUGAGGAAGAGUUCUUGGAAAAUUUCAACAGAUGCCAGGCUCAUUUUCAAUAUUGGCUUCUCAUGAAUUCACCCUUCCGCAUACGUUUUGGGGACCAAGUUAUAUACACUACCCCUUUGGAUGGGACAUUUUACUAUGUCCUGCAACAUGAAGGUCGCUAUGUCAUACUCGUAGUAUUAGCCAGGAUGGCAUGGCUAAUUGGUUUUUGUACUACAAAUGGAUUUUUCCAAAUGGAAUUUGAAGAUUUGAUGGGCCUUUAUAUGGAUAGUGUCCACAGCCACCUUCUCAGAUUCAAAGGAAAUCACCAUACCAUAUCGCCCAAUGGGACAGGAAACACUACUGUUAAUUUGCAAUUCAUUAGAAAAUGCUUCCACGGAUUGUGUACAUUUGUUCCAAGCAAGUGUCAGGACCCAAAGGACUUGCCAGUGUGGAUUGGUCUUUUUGUUGUGCUGAUUAUGGAAUCCAAAUCUCGUGAAAUCCAUAGGCGUCAUUGCCAUGCAAUCCUUGAGGUGAUCACACCGGAGUUGGGUAGAGACUAUGUCAAUAGUUUUAUCAAGAACUGGAGUUCAAUUAGUGCUCAAGUGAUGGGGUCCUUGACGAAUUUAACACACCAUCCACAUGACUGUGGCAUUGAUGUAUUGGUUACAUUGGAUGAUCUGAUUCAGGUAUUUUAUUACCUUCAUGUUGAUGCUUGGAAUGGAGGAUUGUUUGAGCAUGAGAGUCUCGCACCCCCUCCGAGAGAGAUGAAAUGGUCUCCAGUUGACCCCGGGGUGGGUGAUGCAAACAUAAGAUUACCUCAGGAGCCAGCAUUACAUGGACGUGGACACAAGCGUACUUCUGCUGCAACUGCAGAGAUGUGUUCAAAGCGAGCACGGGGUCUCUUAGGAGGUGGGCUUGGAGGACCCCCAACAGCACCAGAUUUUUUUGUUCGAUAUGUGCAAGGGGGAGAUCAAGUAAGAUCUCCGUUUUCUCUCAUCAUUCGAACGGCAUGCAUGCAUCAUGGAUGGUGUAUUGAAAUUAUAGGUGUUUUUCUAUCGCUCAUUUUGCAGAUGCAGAAACAAGAAUGUGAUCACUUGGUUUCUCAUCUAGUCUCAUUUGGCAUCACUGUAAAGAACGCCAUACGAACACCUGCACCAACUUCCCUAGUAAAGUUUGGCCAGCUUGAAGACAUUCGACGUGAGAACAAUGAACAAGCGAACAGGGAAGAGGCAGAGGAUUAAGGGAAAAGAGAAAAAAAGGGAGAGGGGGGGGGGGGGGGUCAGGAAGGAGCAGUAGGAGGGUUGUUGAUCCUUCUGCUCAGAAGCUUCUCACCGAAUUGGCAGCAUCAGGCACUAAUUCUCAAGGGUUUACUUUGGUGGAUGGGCUCAUCAAACAUAAGGUCAAAGUAUGCGUUGUUGAAAAUUCUGCAUUGCAGACUGAGUCAAAUCACAGCUUAUCAUUCUUCUGCUUUUGUGGGAUGUUCUGGGGUUCAGGCUACCUUGAAGUUGCGAAUCUGCUAUGCGACAUUAGCUUCUCCUUCUCAGUGGUGUUCUUGGUUAUCAUUGGUUCAGUUCUGGUAUAACACCUGCUAUCAUACUUCAUUGUUCUGUACUCCUCACAAGGCUCUGUACGGUACUGAUCCUGUAUGCCAUUUCCUUCCUUCUGAGCUGGUUACUGGAGGUGCUGGUGAUGACGAGGCAUCCACUUUGUUGCAAGAUCAUCAAUUAUUUUCUGACAUGCUUCAGCAGCAGCUGUCUAAGGCCAAAAAUAGAAUGAAACAUUAUGCUGGUGUUUCAAGUGGGAGAUCAAGUGUAUUUGAAGUUCUAACCUAUGAUCAGAAAUCAGUUGCUUCAGCUUUACCCAAAUUAGCUUUUAAGUAUUUUGGUCCUUUUCCAUCUUGUUUCGCAUUGGGGAAGUGGCAUACAAAUUGCAGGCUUCCUGGAGAUUCAUUUAUCCACCCUGUCUUUCAUGUCUCUCAGCUCAAGCAGUUUGUGCCAGCUCAUGUUCCGAUCUUUUCUCAAUUGCCCUCUCCAUUUCAACAGCACAUUAGAGAACUGGAACCAUCUGCAAUUCUGAAUUGCUGUCUUGUUAAAAAGGGUAACACUGUUCACACUCAAGUGUUGGUGCAAUGGGGAGAAAUGCCAUCGGCUUGUGCUACUUGGAAGAUUACCAUGAUAUGUAAGCUUGUUUUUUGUCAUCGCCUCAAGGGGGUGGCAAUGUCACACCACAGGGUGUGUUACAGGUGGAAGAAUCAAGGCCUGGAGCUAGAGGUAGGAGACGAUGGGAAGGUGGGAAAUGGAAAUGCAUAUCCUGAAGAAGGCAUCGUCUAGUGAUGUGAAUGUCAUGUGUAUGCUGUGCGGGGACAGUUUUUGUGAGGAUAUUGAUCUGUUUAAAUAGACAGUUACAGUAACUAAUGAAACGUUGUCGGGAUAAUGAAAAGAAUUCAUCCCCACUGUUCUGGCGGCUCGACGGUGAAUCCUUUGACUGCAAGCAGGGCGUAACAAUCUUGGCCAUACCUUCAGUUCUGUUGUUGUCCCUACACCAAUGUCUGCUAAGUCACCAUCACUUGGAAUCCCUUCACCUCCAGUUGGAAUUUUCGCUCAGAAGGAAUAAGUCAUUUCAGUGGGUAGAUCAGGGAUAAAUACUGAAUCAGUAAAGAUUAUUUUAAAAAUGGAGGCUUUUGGAGAGAAGAAGAUGCUCCGCUGGCCUACCUGAGGGUGUUGUUGAGGAGGAGGGGCUCUUGGACCGUCCAGUCACAAAGUUUGGUGCAUAAAGCAAUGUGUCAGUCAGGAGAAUGCUCAGGGAAGGUCUUGCUUAAUGAACGAAUGUUCCAUGUCCACUUCCAUCUUUUUUUGGUUUGGAUUCAAGAGGACAAAUGAUUCGUCUGAUCGACCUAUCUCUAUCUUGAAUUCCAUGGAGAUCUACCAAUACAAGAUGCAAGCACCAUGUCCAUCUUGGUCUCACGGUACUCUGAAUCGGGUUGGGUGAAAGAGGGUGGUGACCUUUGCUUACGAGCAUGAUGGUCUUGGGUGAAUGCAGUUCAGAGGCAAGACCCCAGAUACUUUCAAUGUAUAAUGGUCAUGUCAUCUGCCUUCUCUUAAUGUGGUUUUCUGGUCAACAUUUGAAGUAUUUGAAAUCUAAGGAUUAUUUUUUCCAGCAUAUUAUUAGGGAAGAACAUUAAAGGAAAUUAAUGAGGCUAUCGGGGCUUGUAAAAUUUAAGCUCAGAAUGUUAAUUAUUUCCUCUCCUCUGCUAAUAGUUGGAUUUUAUCUGAUCUACAUAAUUGUUUUUUUUCAAAUUCAGAAGUACUGAUGGUAGCUCAUUAUCUGGUCAAAAUCCUGAUUUCACUGGGUGCGGUACUGCUGUGAUUUACAGUAUAUGUGUGCUCCCAUUAUUUUGUAUACUUUGGAAAUUUUAUUCUUCUUGUUUACUCCUUAGGAUGCUUUCCUCUGAACUGCAGUCACCUUGAGACAAUCAAUCAAUUGACUGGUGCAUUGCCAACCUCUUUGGGAGACCUACCUUACCUGGAAGGCUGGAGUGUUGUUGUCCCUGUUGGGGAUGGAAAUAUUGUUCAAGUUAUCAGCAGGCUACACGUUAUUCCCGAUAACCCAAAAGAAUCCUCAGCAGUGAAGAGUUUACAUCCUCACAUGAUUACGCAACUUCUUGCUAAUGUAGGUUGUCCCUGUUGGGGAUGGAAAUAUUGUUCAAGUUAUCAGCAGGCUAUACGUUAUUCCCGAUAACCCAAAAGAAUCCUCAGCAGUGAAGAGAUUCUGGCCAGGAGACUUCAACCAAACAAUGAUGGAACUAGGAGAAACACUCUGCAGCAAGGUGAAGCUUGGUUGCUCCCAGUGCCCCGUCUCUAGCCAUUGCCAAGCGCUCUCACUUUCUAGCCAAAAUGCUUAAGUCAGAGUUACAGACUACCCACGACUGGUUCCAAAAACCAAAACGGUGUGAUUUUGUUGCUGCUUGUGUUAUCCGAAUUGCACACGGGUUGGAUCAAGGUAUAGCAGAUGCGAUGGGCAUGAAUAUUCUUUUUCUACUGAUCAAGUGGCCAGAAGAGGGCCUGCGCUCUGGGCUAUGGGAGUUCCCAUCUGUUCUUGUAAAUGAAGAGACUGGUGCAUUGAACAGGAGAAAGAGGUGGACAAAUGUGAAAUGGAGAUCCAGUGGUGAUCCUCAAGGAAGAUCUUGGUCAACAUGUUCAUAUUGUCUCACACAAUCGCUUGACGAUGUUUGUUGAGCUGAUGAUUCUGAAUCUGAAAGAUGAUUUGGAUCAAUUAUGCAAGGAGGGACAAGAUAGCACCAAAACUGAGAUUCAUUAAUGAGAAUACAGUCGCAUGGGAUUGACAUCAGGAAUCCAGAAGGGACGCACAACUCAUUGUAGUAAAAAUAUUUCCUCAGAUAAUUAUAUCUUUCAAUGAGGUUGUCCCUGUUGUGGAUGCAAUCAUGGUACUGUUGUUCGAGUUAUCAGCAGGUAAAUAAUAUCCCUGAUAAGUGAUAACCCUCCUCAACGGUGAUUUGUUGAAGUGACUCUGGGAGCUUAAUGGCUUAGUGAUUUGACCCUUCGAGGUGGGGAGACUUGAACCAAGCAAUGAUGGAGCUAGGAGCGACACUCUGCAGCGACACAAAGCCCAGUCGCUUCCAGUGCCCUCUGUCUCUAGUUGCUGCCAAGCGCUCUCACUUUCCUGCCAAAGUGCUUCAGUCAAAGUUACACACUACCCACGAGUGGUUCUGAAAGCCAAACUACGGUGUGAUUUUGCUGCUAUCUGUGUUGUUCAAAUUGCACAAGGCUUGGAUCAAGGUACGGCUGAUGCAAUGGGCAACGGCUUUAAUCUCUUUCUACUGAUCAAGAGGCCAGAAGAGCUCUCCUUCUUAAUAUACUUUGGCCGGCUGUCUUCGCCGGCCUGGUGAAAAAAAAAAGAGGCCAGAAGAGGGCCUGCUCCUUGGGCUCUGGGAGUUCCCAUCUGUUCUCGUGAACAAAGGGAAGAGUGAUGCACUGAACAGGGAAAAGAUAUGGACAAAUAUUUGAAGCAAUCCCUUAGCAUAGAUGUGAAACGGAGAUCCAGUAUGAUCCUCAGGUCAGAUGUUGGUCAAUAUCCACAUUUUCUCACACAUUUGCUUGACGGUGCUUGUUGAGCUCAAGUUCAAAAAUUUUUGGACAAAACUGGAUGACAUUCAGGAGGUGGUCCAGGAGGUGUGGCAACAGAAGGUUGACAGUCAGGGUCCCUCUUCGAUACUCUAUGUCAAGAUGGCCAGAGCGGCGAAGAAGUUGCGCCAUUGGGGACAGAGGAAGAUAAGCAACCUGAGGCCGCGUCUCCAGAUCGCAAACAAGAUUAUCUUCCAACUGGAUGUAGCACAAGGAAACAGGUCCCUGUUGUCGCAAGAGCUGCGAUUCAGGGCUGGACUCAAAGGGCAGGCUCUACCUGACGCUUGCCUCCCUAGAAAGGAUAAGCGUAUGGCAAAGGGCAAGAAUAAAGUUUUUAAAGAGGGGGAUGCAAACACAUAUUUCUUCCACAUGAAAGCUAAGGCGUGAGUGUGUGACGGCACAAGUUGAUUAUCGGCCCUUAGCAUGAAUCAUGAUGGUCACAUGGCAAGGGGAUAUAUUGAUUCGGUGAUGGGGGUUGCCGACAAGGAAAACAGAGUGAUGGAUCUUCAAGCACUAGGUUUGGUAACAGCAGAUCUGUCUGACCUAGAACCGCAAUUCACAGAAGAGGGAGUGUGGAGUGUAAUCAAGGAAUUAUCCAGUAAAAAGGCACCAAGGCCAGACGGUUUCACAGGUCUUUUCUAUAUAUCAUGCUGGGCCAUGAUCAAACGAGAAGUCAAGCUAUACAAUGGCAACAAACACAGGGUCAUUCUGCUGCCAGUGGAAGGCCCAAUGAUGCUGAAGGACUACUGGCCCAUAAGUUUGAUUCACAGUUUUGCCAAACUGGCCACUAAGUUGAUGGCUACAAGACUCCGCGAGCAGGAUUGGGAAUUGGCGUCAUACACACACAAUCAGCUUUCAUCAGAGGAAGAGCCAUUCACGAUAAUUUCAUGUUUGUGGAAGGGACGGCACAACAAUUCCAAUGGUGUCACAAAACAAUGAUUAUCCUUAAACUAGAUGUUACAAUUAUUUGGUCUUUUGGGGUUUUCUCUUUCAAAUGCUACAGCACCAGGGUUUUGGCCUGAGGUGGAGGAACUAGAUUGUUGAACUACUUCUCACUGCAGAUACUUCAGUGGGAAUCAAUGGGGGUAGAGGGCGAACCUUUUAAGCCAUCAAGGGAUCUGCGUUAGGGGGACCCUCGGUCACCCCUCCUCUUUGUUCUGGUAAUGGAUACCUUGCAUGCCAUAUUGUCCAAGGCUAUCGAUGCAAGGACUCUGGCCAAGGUUGAUAACAAAUUGGCAGCGCCAGUGGUCUCCAUGUAUGCGGAUGUCGCGGUUAUUUUUGUCCCACCAACAGAAGAAGAUGCCUGGCCAAUUAAAAAUAUCAUGAAUAUGUUUGGGGCAGCAACUGGACUACGAACAAACUUGAUGAAAAGUGUGAUCACCCACAUACGAUGUGAUGAAACAUUGGUGAAAAUGGUUCAAUCAAUUCUGAUCUGCAGAUUUGAGGAUUUCCAAAUAAGCUAUUUGGGCCGCCACUUUCCCUCCUAAGGCUAACAAAAGAGGAGGCACAACCACCGAUGUUGGCUGAAUGGAAGCCAUAACUGCUGCAUUCAGGAGGUCAACUCAGACUAAUCAAAACGGUGUCAUGGCACUACAUUUUAUGGCAUCAUUGCAACUACCACAAUGGGCGAUCGAGGAGAUUGAGCAAAAAUGUCAAGGAUUCUUGUGGAAAGGACAAGAGGAGGUCAGUGGGGGACAUUGUCUGGUAGCAUGGUGCAUGGUUUGCAUGCCAAUUGAAAAGGGUGACCAGCAUAAAGAUCUCUAUUUGUUUGGACAGACGCUUUGUCUCCAAUGGUCAGUGUAGCGACAACUGACAAGCACAUCUGAUUGGCCAUGGACGGUACCGAGUAUGAAGCCAGAGAAGGAGUUACAAAGCUGCUUCUUUGCGGCAAUGAAAUAUGUGGUGGGAGAGGGCAAGAGCAUCGAUUUCUGCAGGGCAAAUUGGCUCCCAGGUGGAAGUAUUGAGAGCACAAGGCCCACUCUCUUCAGCUAUGUCAAAAUAACAGGCCUGACACUGCACAAGGAACUACAGAAUCACACCUGGGUUCAAGAUAUUGAUGGCACGCCUUCAAACAGAGUGAUCUGAGAGUAUGUGAAUUUAUGGGACGCCAUUGAAUAAUUGAUGGCACUUUUCUGUUUCCUCUGCAUACAACAUGUUCUGCACGGCCAGAAGAAAUCAAGCUAUGGUAAACUGAUCUGGAAGACGAGGGCACCUUCAAAUGUCAGAUUCUUCAUGUGGUUGGCGAUCAACGGAAGAUGUGGCAGACAAUUUUCAGAAAAGGGGUGCCGGCUAUGCGAGAGGGCUAAUGAGGAUUGUGCACACCAUUUUUGUUAGCUAUGUUUUCACCAACAGAGUAUGACGAUUCUUGAGUUGGGUGAAUAUUUCUUUCCAGCUGCCAGGGGACAUUUUUACUGAAAUCACUACCAGGCUUGCUCAGCAGUUAACUUUUACAAAUAUGAAACAAUGACUGUACAAUAGGAGUUACAAAAAGGGGAAAGAAAGAGAACCAAAAAAGAGUUAUAUGUCAUAAACUUUGUAACCAGUCAAGCACUGUCUGACAUAGAGGUAGAACUCUUUUGUCCUACAACUAUGUAGGAGAACUUCUUUCUUGAACAAGGCAAAUCUAUAUUGAUACCUUGAGAACUGUGCCUAGAUCGGUUGGUAUGGGUUGAUUGCUUUCACCCAGCAGACCUAGGUUUGACCUCUCGACCCGCUCAUAUUCCACCUGGAUUAAAUGAAGGGUUGGAAAAAUA
Molecule: messenger RNA, 9329 nt
Organism: Oryza sativa Japonica Group (Japanese rice)
Lineage: Eukaryota; Viridiplantae; Streptophyta; Magnoliopsida; Poales; Poaceae
Source: RefSeq, a predicted model, not a curated record